Molecule: messenger RNA, 2490 nt
Organism: Aspergillus tanneri
Lineage: Eukaryota; Fungi; Ascomycota; Eurotiomycetes; Eurotiales; Aspergillaceae
Gene: SGD1
Product: MIF4G domain-containing protein
Exons: 3
Coding region: 1-2490 (829 amino acids)
Biological process (GO): ribosomal small subunit biogenesis
Cellular component (GO): nucleolus
Molecular function (GO): RNA binding; protein binding
Source: RefSeq, a predicted model, not a curated record
AUGCCUCGCCCAAGACAUAAUACGACCUCGCUGCCGAGGGACCUCCGCGGUGAACUGGGACUGAAGGAUCGCUACAGGGAGAAGAAGAAUAGACGAAACGGACCCGUGCCGCGAAAAGAUCGACGUCGAGCGGAACGGACGGAGAAAAAGACAAAACGAGCGCCGGUUUCUAAGGGAAGUAAACGACAUGCUGAGUAUGACGACGAUGACGAAGAUGAUUUCAAUGAGCUUGAGGGAAUUGAUGACGCCGGAGUUGAUUUGGACUUUGGAUUAGAUGAAGAAAUGCCACCGCCAUCCAAGGGCAAAUCUGCGAAAGAAACGGACACUAUAUCCAAAAGGAGCCAUAAAAAGUCGAAGGUGACGGAAGAUUCAGAGCCGGAAAGUGACGAUGAAAAUAAUACGAGGCCUCCUCCAUCAACGAUCUCUAAAUCUGUUCAAGAAAAGCUGGACCAGGAUGAUGCGGAGAUUGCUGCGCUGGAGAAAAAGCUCGGGUUGAAAAAGGGCAAGAAACUUCCAAAAUCAUUCGAGGAUGAUGGCUUGGAUGAAUUGUUGGGAGAUCUGGACGAUGGAUCUGCGGAUGAAAGCCGCAAGCGCAAAAGGGAGGCUAACGAAUGGUUGCGAAGCAAACGCAGAAAGGCCCAAGGCCUGCAGUCUGAUAGCGAAUCAGCCGAAAACAGUGAUAUGCGAAGCGAUGAGAUGGAUGGCAUGGAUGAAGAAGAGGAGGAUGAUUUCGGUGGCUUUGACGAAGAUGGUGAGGAAGCUGAAGAUGAAAACGACGAGCCUGCUCCUAAGAAGCGCGAGAAUCCCUAUACUGCGCCCGUAUCAGCACCGGAACCGAGUGAAAAUCGACCACAAAAGUAUAUUCCUCCGUCUCUACGCGCAGCAUCCAAUUCGGAGUCAGAGACACUCACGCGCCUACGAAGGCAAUCUCAAGGACACCUGAACAAAUUGUCGGAAGCUAAUCUAGUCUCAAUUCUUGCGGAGUUCGAGAAGCUCUAUCGGGAAUAUCCCCGUCAGAAUGUCACAUCCACGUUGAUCACGCUACUUCUGGGUUUGAUCUGUGAAAGGUCUGCGCUACAGGACACCUUUGUCAUCCUCCAUGCGGGAUUCAUCGCGGCCGUGUACAAGGUAGUCGGCAUGGACUUUGGCGCAGAGCUGGUGCAAAAGGUGGUAGAGCUGUUCGACGCCGGGGAAGACGAACGAGGCAAAUUUGAGGGUAAGGAGGCUGUAAAUCUGAUGUCUCUCUUGGUGCAGCUGUACAAUUUCCACGUAAUUGGGAAUACGCUCGUCUUCGACUACAUCCGAUUAUUCCUGCAGGACAUCACCGAGGACAACACUGAAUUGCUGCUCAAAAUCAUCCGAAACUCCGGACCACAGCUCCGACAAGACGAUCCCUCUGCUCUUAAAGAUAUCGUACUCCUGAUCCAACCCGCCGUGGCUAAAGCCGGUGAGGCCGCGCUCUCAGUGCGCACCAAGUUCAUGAUCGACACAAUCACCGAUCUGAAGAACAACCGCAUGAAGUCGGGGGUGGGUGUCGGUUCGACGACUGUGACGUCGGAACACAUCACGAAGAUGCGCAAGAUCCUUGGCUCUCUGAACAGCUCGCGAUCCAUCCGCGCUUCGGAGCCCAUCAGCAUCUCCCGCAACGACAUCCACAACGCGUCAAAGAAGGGUAAAUGGUGGCUCGUGGGAGCCAGCUGGAAGGAAGACCCGCUAGAGUCCGCGCGGCACGAGCUCGCCGUGAGUCAAGGCCACUCCCUUCCGACCCCGGGCUACGACAGCGACGACGAGCCCGAUUACAUGUCUCUAGCUAAGGCGCACCGCAUGAACACCGACGUCCGACGGUCCAUUUUCGUCGCGAUCAUGUCGGCGCCUGAUUACCAGGACGCGCAUGUGCGGCUGCUUAAGCUCCGACUCAAGCGGAGUCAAGAAUAUGAGAUCCCGAGGGUGCUCUGCCAUUGCACCAUGGAGGAGGAAGCGUACAAUCCAUAUUACACACUCAUCGCACGACGGCUCUGCGGCGAGAUGGGCCGGCGCAUCAAAGUGUCGUUUAUGUAUACGCUGUGGAACAUCUUCAAGCGCAUGGGCGAGACAGGGGCGGACGAAGACGAGGCGGAGUUUAACGACGAUGACGAACAACAGAACCUCCCUAUGGCAUCUAUUGUCAACCUGGCUAAAAUGUAUGGCAAUCUCAUUGCGGACGGCACGUUGAACCUGGGGAUUCUAAAAACGCUGAAUUUCGCAUACCUCCAACCGAAGACGCACACCUUUACCGAGCUGCUCUUGAUUACGGUGAUUCAGCAGUCGCAAAGACGAAAGAAAUCGAAAGAUACGGGGAAGGAGUCGGAGAUGAAAGAUGAGGAGAAAUUGAUGGAGAUCUUCAUCCGAACGCGCGACACGCCACAGAUGGUCAAGGGAUUGAUGUAUUUUUUGCGCAAGGUGGUGUCGAAGACUGAUAUCGUGUCUGAGAAGGAGCAGAGGUUGUUUUGA